AUGUCGUCAUAUUAUGCCUUCUCCGGGACCGCCGAGUCUUCAGGAGUUGUCCCGACGAUGCUUUUUGAACUCCAACUGAACAUUGAAUUCAGAAAGACACUCGAAGGCAAACGUCCAUGCAACGCUGCAAAUACCGACAGGGACUCUACCCCGGCAUCACUUCCACAUCAAUGUCGUGAUGCCAAGUGCGAUAGAUCUGAGCUCACAUUGCCGUCAACGCCCUGCGAUAUCCACCCUCCCACCACAUCCACACCUAACACUUCGUCGUCAUCAUCACCACUAUCAUCGACCCCAUCAACCAACGGCACCCCACCAUGGUCAGACACCUCCUGCAGCCCCAACUCUACCAGCUCCGCACACUCCGCGUCCACGCCUCCAAGAUCAGCAAGUCCCGCACCGCCCCCUCCACCCUUCACGCACACAUGUCCCACUUGUGGCCAGUCCUUUCGCCUCCCAGGACAGCUAAACAAGCACUGGUUCAGCAAGCACAAACGGCGCUUCUCCUGCGCCGUACCAGCGUGCGGCAAGGCAUUUCAUCUCCGCGCCGACCUGACCCGCCACACCAAGAGCAGACACACCGCGUACGCGGGCACGCGGUGCGAGCACGCGGGCUGCGCGGAGACAUUUUCCCGAAGAGACAACAUGAUGCGCCACAUCCGGGAGGAGCACGAACAUGGCGGGAGGAAAAGAGCCGGAUCGAGAGGAAGUUUUAUAUGA
This is a messenger RNA of Parastagonospora nodorum SN15, 717 nucleotides long. RefSeq lists its product as hypothetical. Gene Ontology annotation, cellular component: nucleus. The record is from RefSeq and is a predicted model, not a curated record. Gene Ontology annotation, biological process: regulation of transcription by RNA polymerase II. The transcript has a single exon. Lineage: Eukaryota; Fungi; Ascomycota; Dothideomycetes; Pleosporales; Phaeosphaeriaceae. The coding region runs from base 1 to 717 and encodes 238 amino acids.